Messenger RNA from Linepithema humile (Argentine ant), 603 nucleotides. Its product is annotated as zinc finger protein 512B-like. NCBI's taxonomy places the organism in Eukaryota, Metazoa, Arthropoda, Insecta, Hymenoptera, Formicidae. The record is from RefSeq and is a predicted model, not a curated record.
AUGAACGUCAAGGUGGUGGUUUUCUUCGCCCUGGUGGCGCUCGCCUUCGCGGAGGAAGUAAAAGAGUCAAAGAAGGCAGAAGGCACGAAGAAGGACAAGCGUGGCUUGUACGGCGCCCUAGGCUACGGCUAUGGUAUCGAUGGAUUAGGAUAUAACCUUGGUGGACUCAGCUCGUACUCAGCACUCCCGCUCGGCCUGAACCAAGGCAUCUCCACCGUCCUGACGAAGGAAAUACCUGUGCCCGUGCCUCAUCCGGUCGCCGUGCCCGUCGAGAAACAAAUCCCGGUUCCCGUUAAGGUGCCAUACGCCGUGCCAGUCGACCGUCCAUAUCCUGUUCACGUGCCCAAACCCUACCCAGUUGAAGUCACCAAGCACGUUCCCAUUCCAGUAGACCGUCCUGUAGCCGUACCCUACAGCGUCCCCGUCAAAGUGCCAGUUCCAGCCCCGUACGCUGUCAAGGUACCGCAACCGUACGCCGUUCCCGUCAUCAAGCACGUACCCGUGCCCGUCGCAUCGCAGCCCAUUCUCUACACAAAAUUGCACUCCAAUCUUGGAUACUACGGCGGCCUAAGCAAUUUGGGAUACUCCUCCUCCUCCUGGUAA